Molecule: messenger RNA, 927 nt
Organism: Tetranychus urticae (two-spotted spider mite)
Lineage: Eukaryota; Metazoa; Arthropoda; Arachnida; Trombidiformes; Tetranychidae
Product: stromal cell-derived factor 2
Source: RefSeq, a predicted model, not a curated record
UAUCCUAAACAAAAAAACAUAAUUAAUGUUCUUAAACAUACGUGUUGUUGGCUUUUAUUAAACUUAAACUGAUAUUAAUUGUCAAACACGUCAAUCAUAAUGUUUUGUUUGAAAUAAUUUCUGAUGUCAUUUUGCAUUUAAAUUAACGCAAGCAAUACCCAAAUCAUCCACUUUUUAUACUGUAGUUAUUUGCUAAUAAAACCCUUCAUUUAGUCACCAUGGAAGGAUUUUUAUCUCAAUUUUGUGUACUUUUGUUAUUUCUGAGUGACAGUAUAGUGUCUGAGGCAACAAAAUAUCCUCAUGUCACUUGCGGAUCAGUUGUGAAAUUGGUCAACAAAAAUUUCCAAGUCAGACUUCAUUCCCAUGAUGUUAAAUAUGGUUCUGGUAGUGGUCAACAAUCUGUUACUGGAACAUCAGAGAAAGAUGAUGUCAACAGCUACUGGUCUGUUAAAGGUCUUGUAAAUGAGCCUUGUAAAAGAGGGGAACCUAUCGCUUGUGGAGCCAAAGUACGCUUAGAGCAUAUUAUUACGAAAAAAAAUUUGCAUAGUCAUCUAUUUAAAUCGCCAUUAUCCGGUAAUCAAGAGAUAAGUGCUUUUGGAGACAAUGGAGAAGGUGAUUCAGGUGAUAAUUGGACAGUUGUUUGUAGUGACGAUUUUUGGGAAAGAGAUUCCUCAAUAAGAUUCAAACAUCUCGACACAGAGGCAUGGUUGGGUGUAUCAGGUCGAACAUAUGGGCGACCAAUUCAUGGCCAAGCUGAAGUGGUGGCAACAUCUUAUCCUGAUGGUUCUAGUUAUUGGGAAGCCAAAGAAGGCGUCUUUGUUAUACCAACCGAAGCCAAGGAUUUUAGUAAUACUAUUAAAGAUGAACUGUGAUUCUUUUCUCCAAUUAGAUAACAUUAAAUUAAUUUAUUCAUUAUUUUCAUCGUAC